Molecule: messenger RNA, 781 nt
Organism: Solea senegalensis (Senegalese sole)
Lineage: Eukaryota; Metazoa; Chordata; Actinopteri; Pleuronectiformes; Soleidae
Gene: mrpl51
Product: mitochondrial ribosomal protein L51
Exons: 4
Coding region: 198-593 (131 amino acids)
Biological process (GO): translation
Cellular component (GO): mitochondrial large ribosomal subunit
Molecular function (GO): structural constituent of ribosome
Source: RefSeq, a predicted model, not a curated record
UACCGAUGACGCUGUGCAUUGUGGGACACACCACAAGAUGGACGCGGCCACUGGUAGCAUGUCGCAGCCUCAGUAAACGUAGUUUUAAAACGUUCUAUGUUUGUGUGAGGUUAUACUUAUGUAUAUGCUGUUAUCAUAACAAAGAGGCAACAUUGUCGCGAGGUUGUUGACUGACGUGUAAACAGAGGGCGUCGGACAUGUCACUCGUGGGAGGUUUGCUGAGAGCUGGAGCGUCCUUCUGUCGGAGUGCUGCGAGCCUGCUGCAGUCAGCGAGGACUGUGUCCACUGGUUCAUGCUGCCGCAUCCGGAUGCAUGCCAUCCCUCAGCCUAAGGUUGUGGACAGGUGGACUGAGAAGAGGAGCAUGUAUGGAGUUUAUGACAACAUAGGCAUAUUAGGAGAUUUUAAAGCUCACCCCAAAGACAUUAUCAAGGCCCCCUGCUGGUUGAAGGGUUUCAGAGGUAAUGAACUGCAGCGACUAAUUCGGAAGAGGAAGUUGGUGGGAGAAAGAAUGAUGACUCUGGACAGACACAACUUGGAGAAGAGGAUCAAUUUCCUCUACAGACGCUUCAAUCGCACUGGCAAACAUCGCUAAAACUAAAGACUGUUUAAGUCUUAGCUUUGUUUAUUCCUCUUCUCAAUGUAUAUUGAAGGUUUUUUGUUAUUUACUGUUUAUUUUUCAAACAUUUAUUGGUUGUCUUUGAACCUACUAUGGACUCACGAUAAUGAUUGUCUUGACAAACAAAUGACAUGAUAUAAAAGCCUGAAAAUACUUUAUUAAAA